CCAAUGCAAUCGAAGACCGUACAAAAAUCCUCUGUAAUAAUUUCACAUCCUCAUUGAAUCUUUUACUUGAAAGCCUGAAAAAAAGUAAAGGACAAGAGGCAGUGAAUAUAUUCAUCACUGUGGAAAUCAAAUAUUGAAUUGAAUUGAAUUUAUUGCAUAUUUUUCUCUCUUUUUGUUUCCUUUCGGAUCCUUUGAUCUUAAUGGUUGUCAGCUUUCUGCAACUCCAUCCUCGCCAAGAUGCUGUCUCACCGACAUCCAACUUGGGUGUACUUUUAUUGGAAUUUUUCGAAUUUUAUGGUCUACUAUUUAAUUAUAAAGCUGUUGGUAUAAGAAUAAAAGAUGGUGGAUCAUAUGUUCCAAAAUCAGAAAUUCAACAGCAAAUGCUAGAAACGGGAUGUCGACCUUCUUUUUUGUGUAUCGAAGAUCCCCUUGACUCAACAAAUGACAUCGGUCGAAGCUCAUAUGGUGCAGUUCAUGUACAAGAAGCCUUUGAAUACGCCUACCUCAGCCUGAAUAAAGCAUGUGGUCCAACAAGCUCUAAAGUAGAUCAGACCAAAAGUUUAUUAGGGCGAAUAAUACGAGUCUCGGACGUUUACCGUUACCGUUCUGUAAACAAAUAAAAGUUUAAUAUAUUUUGCGUUCCUGUGGAUUUGUGUUUGUUUUUUAGUUUUUUGUUAAGCAACUAAUCCUCGUGAUAAAAAUUGAUUAUUUAGGUUAAAUAGUGGUCCAUUGUUAACUAACCCUGGUGGUCAGAGGGAUCCUCUUCAAAACAACCGAAGCUAAGUUCAGCUUCAAAUCACUUGAGCUUGUUGUCAGUAAAAACAGAUCACAAAACAUUAUGAAAAUAGACAAUUCCAAAGGUAACUUUACCUGGUAAAGUUUACCAUGGGUUAAAUAGCAUGGAA
Molecule: messenger RNA, 905 nt
Organism: Tetranychus urticae (two-spotted spider mite)
Lineage: Eukaryota; Metazoa; Arthropoda; Arachnida; Trombidiformes; Tetranychidae
Source: RefSeq, a predicted model, not a curated record